This is a messenger RNA of Melanotaenia boesemani (Boeseman's rainbowfish), 1245 nucleotides long. RefSeq names its product Rab interacting lysosomal protein-like 2 (gene rilpl2). NCBI's taxonomy places the organism in Eukaryota, Metazoa, Chordata, Actinopteri, Atheriniformes, Melanotaeniidae. Gene Ontology annotation, cellular component: cytoplasm; ciliary basal body. The transcript has 4 exons. Gene Ontology annotation, biological process: cilium assembly. The record is from RefSeq and is a predicted model, not a curated record. The coding region runs from base 273 to 854 and encodes 193 amino acids. Gene Ontology annotation, molecular function: protein dimerization activity.
CGGAGUGAGUGCUCCUGCUACAUAGACGAUCUUUGAUCUCACCUGUCGCUAGGAUACUUUGCCCUCCUCUGCUGUCAGAGGAGGCAUGCUAUUGGUGGAUGAGUGAUGGGGGAAGUGCUGCUCUACUGGAAGUUGGUUACCUUCGUGUAUUACAAGUACUAACCCGAGCUCAAAAAGAGAAAAAAAGUGUUGUGUUUUGAGAACAGCAAUUGUUCACUGUUGUAGAAAAUUUAACAUUUUUUGGUCAUUUCAAGGACUAAAACCAUUCUGUCAUGGAGUUUGGUGAAGAGUCGUCGCCUGCUCUGGCUUUCGAGAAGGACGCUUUUGAGCUCACCGUCGAAGAUGUGUAUGACAUCUCGUACGUAAUCGGACGAGAUUUAUUAAAAAUAAGUAACACGGGUGAAGAAGUGUCGGAUUUGCAGUUCAGGAUUGUCCGUGUCCUGGAAAUGUUUGAGACUUUGGUCAACAAAUACAACUUGUCUCUGGAGGAACUGAAAAUGGAGCGGGACAACUUGAAGAGUGAACUGGACAGAAUCAUCAAGGAGGGGUCCUCCACUGGACAGGGCACGCAAACAGCGGGACCAAACCAGCUGGUGGUGGACCUAACAGACCCCAACAGACCGCGCUUCACCAUGCAGGAGCUGAAAGAGGUCCUGCAAGAGAGGAACCAGCUGAAGGCUCAGCUCAUGGUGGCGCAAGAGGAACUUCAAUUAUACAAGAGUGGAAUUCUUCCUCAAGCUGAACCAGCCAUGGUGGAAGUGGACCUGGACUCACCUGCAGCUACAGAACACAGUUCAGCUACAAUAAAUGAGAAGACAACCAUAGGGAAAUUGUUUUCAUUCAGGAGAAAAUGAGAAAAAACUUUCACAAGCACUGACCAUGUAGGAGGCAAACAGGAUUUGUCAGCCCACUUUUACCACUUUUGUAAUGACUUUUUUUUUUAAACUUCUGUUUGUCUAACAAGCACAAUUUUUGUACUGGUAAAUUUUAACCCAAGCUGAUUUUUAGUAUUACAGUGUUGAUAUAGUUUUACUAUAAAUUAUAUUAGAAAUAAUUUAUAAUUAAGAAACUGGAAUGUAUUAUGUCAUAUUUACAAUGAAAUAUUACAUACAUAAACACAUUUAUAUAUAUAUAUGUGUGUGUGUGUAUGUCAAGGCUUCAUGUUGGCUCAGUCAUCUAAAAUGUGUUUUUCCAUUAUUUGGAUCAAAGAAAGUAAGAAUAAGAAUAAACUAUUUUUAAGCUUUU